CCUGUGUUUAAUUCCACCUUAAAAGAAAGGCACCAUUUUCCCAUCGUCCGGCGCUGCCGCGUGUACCCGGCGGCGGGGGCCUCGAUUAAUCCGCCCGUGUCGGCGUUCCACCUGCAGCUUGACGCCAUGAUGGCGGUGCUGAACGCGUCGGACGAGGUGGAGCAGCUGGUGCUGAGGAACACGGGCCUGACCGACGACCUGCUGUGGAACCUGGUGGAGGUGCUGAAGAGGAGCCCCUCCGAGGUCACCCUGCUCAACCUCAACCUCAACCGCAUCGGCCCGUUCGGAGCCCACGUCCUACUGGACCUGGUCAGAGCCAAGCCCCAGGUCCAAGGGAUACACAUAUUCGGAAACAAACUGCGCGACUACGGCGUCCAAAUCCUGGUGAACGGGAUAGUGGAGCUGCAGGAGCAGACGGCCAGCGAAGCAGUCCUCCAAGACAGCAUGCUCCUCCAGUCAGACCAGCUCCUCCAGUCAGACCAGGACCUCCAAUACACCAUGCCCCUGCAGUCAGAGCAGCACCUCCAACAAGCCAUGCUCCCUCAAUCAGAGCAGCUCUUCCAAUCAGAGCAGCACCUCCAACACACCGUGCCCCUUCAGUCAGAGCAGCACCUCCAACAAGCCAUGGCCCUUCAGUCAGAGAAUCCCCUCCAGUCAGAGCAGCACCUCCAACACACCGUGCCCCUUCAGUCCGAGCAGCAGGUGAACCCGGACCUCCUCGUCAGCCUGAGCGCUACGUGGGGCUCUCUCAGCAUCUUCACCCUGCUGGAGCUUGACAUCGGUGGGAACGGCCUCGCCAGCGACGGGCUGCGGCUGCUGGCGGCGUACAUGAGACACUACUCCUCCCUGCAGUACCUGGGCCUGGCGCAGACCAGCGGGGCUGACCUCGCCGCGUGGAAGGAGCUGUUUGACAGCCUCAAGGAGAACAGCUCGCUCACUCACAUCGUCCUGGACGAGAGCAGCCUGGGGGACCCGGGGGUGCGGAUGCUGGCCGACGUGCUGCGGGUCAGCGUCAGCCUCCGGCAGGUGGACCUGGACAGGAAUGGCAUCAGUGACGUGGGAGGGAACGACCUCAUGGGGGCGUUGCUCUGCAGGACUCAGUGUCCACUGAGCCAUCUGAGCCUUCAGGAGAAUGACAUCAGCCCGGGACUCAUGAGACGCAUACAGGAGGAGGUGAAGAAUACCUGACACCAAACGACUCAACGAUGACGAGUAACAUGCAGUUAAAGGUGCUGCAGAAAAGGUUUUUGAGUGACAGUAGAUAAUAUUUGCCACCCUCUCUGCUCCCUCCCGCCCUGUGUUUCUCUGUCAUUGGGAAGGGAUGCAUUCACUCCCCUUUGAUUGACAGGCAAAAUGUUUUUCCUGAACCAAUCAAGGAAGAGCUGUCCUCCGAAUCGGUUCCAUACAGAUGCAGGUGCAGUUAACCAGAGAAGAUAUUUCACAGGGCAUUCAACCGCUGCCUUUAUAACUAAUUAAAAUCAAAUGAUGGUUCUUAAAUAACGCCUGCAGUACCUUUAAAUGUAAAUGAAUGUACUGCAAUACACAUUGUUCAAAGAGUAUUCAUAUCUUCACAUUAAUCCCCAAAAUCAAAUAUGCUGCAGUGAUCCGAUGUAAAAUAAAUACCUGAAUCUCCUGCUUCUAGGCCACGGGUUCUCAUAGCGCCCCUGAUCCCCGGAUACUAAUCCGGGAUAAGCCCCUCAAACCAGAGAAACCAGAUCAUUCAUCAAGUAUGACAGGACGUCUUAGGGGAUGUGUCCCACAACCUAUACCCAGGUCCUCAGUUCCCCCACUUGGCAGGGCCGUGAAAAGACCCAGUUCAUGACAGUGGCCGCCUCUAACAACCCGGUGAAUGUUCUUUUUCACAAAUUACCACGUCUCAGACCGGAAAAACAUUAGUACGAUUUGUUGUUCAGAAAGUGCCAGGAAAGAAUUCAGCUGGCGCUUGUCUUGGUCCUCCUUGACUAGAAUGCUGCCAGUUACAACCCGCCAGUCUGUUCUGAGGCUCUCAGCAUCGGCUCAAGUGGAGCCCACAGGAAAACACAGAUCUCCUGCUGCUUCCUCUGCAUGCCCAGCCCAGGACGUACAGCGUCCUGUAGGGUAGAGCCAGGCCUCAUUCAGACAAUGUUUGAAUUAGACUCAAUUGCAGUCUGGAUAGGCUUGAAGAGAGCACUCCUAUUUAGAUGUGAUUCUGGUUGAAUGCAGCUUCUUCAUUCCUCUUAUUCCUCCUGCUUCUUGCAGGAGGACAAGGAAUUGAUUGAUUUCAAUCAUUUGAUUUUCACAAGUUCACUGUAGUAAUAAGACCUCCGAUCUGAGAUCAGUCCCCUGUCUGGUGAUCUGUAGUCAACACACCGCCGUUCCAGUCAGAGGUGUGGAGAAACUAGGGCAACUACACACGCACAACUACACACACACAACUACACACACACAACUACACGACGCCCUCGGGUCGUUGUUCUUUCAACGACGACAAUUUGAUAAUAACCUUACGUGUGAUCAAAGCUUGUCAUGGCAGGAAAGAUCCCCACCGAAUGCUCAGAAGGCUGCCAAUAAGGACUCUGCUGAAACCUAUCCUUCCACGUUUCAUCUCCAGUCUCAUGGAUUAACUCCCCCAGUGAUAACAGUCCUCUGGAACAGCUUUGCCCCGGAUGACAGACAAAUUAGUCUGGCGCACCUGAGGAUUACAAAACCCAGUCGCCGUUUCAGCGGCUAAAAUAUUAAACUCUGCAGUGUACCAUAGACCUAAUUCACCUAGAACGUUCAUAAGUAGAAAGUUAUAUGCUAACCCUUACCCUCUUAUCCUAGCUAUCUUUGUUGUAUACAGGGAAUGGGUUAACCUAACAAUUGUUAGUGCUUGCCACUUGGUUCUAUCAACAUUCUGACUAUACCAACAGCGGUAUAUUGUUGUUCCUCCUUCUUCUGACAAAAGCACUUAUUGUAAAUUGCAUUGGAUAAAAACAUCUGCUGAAUUUCCUAAAUGUAAAUGUAAAUGUAAGUAACAUUUAGAUGGUUUGAUUGGGUUGUCAUGGUUUCCCCAAAAAUUCUGCAAAGUUUCCCCAACCAACCAACCAAUAUGGCCACUAGGGCAUAAGGGCCCUUUCCUACCAACAGAUGCAUGCAUGUGAUACAGUGCAGUUGUGGUCAUGCAGGCUGAUUCAGCCCUAUUCUGAUUAUUCGGGAACUUCAUUAACUCCCAUUGAUACUGAGAGUCGUCCGUUUACACCUGGACAUGGUGUGUAUCGAUAGCCUGCUGUCUUUCACUGCCUCCUGCGGCUCAGUGCAUCUUUUGUCUCUGGGACAACGUGACCUUAGAAUACCCUGAAAUGAACACUUCCCUGAAAAAAAUCCAGAAGCUAUUGCCACAAUGUUACCUGUUCCUUCUCGCUUUUAGAAUAAACACAGACAAAUGUUUAAGUGAA
Gadus morhua (Atlantic cod) is the source of this 3416-nucleotide messenger RNA. Its product is annotated as TOX high mobility group box family member 3-like. The record is from RefSeq and is a predicted model, not a curated record. Gene Ontology annotation, molecular function: protein binding. Lineage: Eukaryota; Metazoa; Chordata; Actinopteri; Gadiformes; Gadidae. The transcript is spliced from 2 exons. The coding region runs from base 127 to 1188 and encodes 353 amino acids.